Messenger RNA from Botrytis fragariae, 261 nucleotides. RefSeq lists its product as uncharacterized. The transcript is spliced from 2 exons. The record is from RefSeq and is a predicted model, not a curated record. Lineage: Eukaryota; Fungi; Ascomycota; Leotiomycetes; Helotiales; Sclerotiniaceae. The coding region runs from base 1 to 261 and encodes 86 amino acids.
AUGCAAAGUCGAUCAUUGCGCGUUCUGUUUAGAAAGAUCAGUAGGGAAUUUAUUCAUAUGCAAAGAGAUGUAGGAAGUAGUGUUGAAGUCUCGUGUGAUUUCCGUGCUGUGGCAGUGUUGGGAUCUCUUUCUUGGAUGGCUGAAGAAGCCGAUGAGCUAUCAACCAAUCAUCAAGAGUCUUUUGAAAUCUUAGGUUUACCUCAAGUAGGUAUUGAUAAGUACUUGGAGAUGGAGAAUACUUGCUGCGUUCCAGAGCAUUAG